CUUCAGAAAGCAGCCGCCUCAGCCUCUCUGCUCCCCCUGUCCGGGUUAAAGAGGGGAGGGAGGGGUGUGACUUCCAGCCAACUGUCGAAAAAACUCCGUAGUUUAGAGAUCAGCAAAAGAUGUGGAGCUGCUCUCUUUCACUGAGUGAGCGAGACGGAAUUAAAGCUCUUUACCAAAUUUUGGAAAUACGGAGAAUCGAGCACUCAGCAAUGAAAUGUGUGUUCCUCAGAGGCGGUUUAACUUCCAAGUAAACCUGAACCGCGAGCAUCCCACGCUCUUCCCCUGCAGUUGAACACAGUGGAUCUGCUGACACUGGACUCCCCUGCUCACUUCUGACAUCCAGUGUCAGCAGCCGUCAGCAGCUGUCUUUGAAGAUGGUCAACUCUCAGAUAUACCUCCACUACAACUACACAGGAAAGCUGGACCACCGGCCCAGCGUUGACACGAGCACCGGCGCCGUGGACACCAAGACCGUCGUUUUCCUGAUCAUAUGCAGCUUCAUUGUACUGGAGAACCUCACCGUGCUGGUGGCCAUAUGGAGAAACCACAGGUUCCACAACCGCAUGUACUACUUCAUCGGCAACCUGGCGCUGUGCGACCUGCUGGCUGGGGUCGCUUACCUGGUCAAUCUGCUGUUGUCAGGAGAGAAGACCCUGCAGCUCUCACCUGCUCUCUGGUUUGUCAGAGAGGGCAGCAUGUUCGUGGCACUUGGUGCGUCCAUUUUCAGUCUCCUGGCUAUUGCCAUAGAAAGACACCUGACUAUGAUCAAAAUGAGGCCUUAUGACGCCAACAAGAACUACAGAGUGUUUCUGCUCAUAGGGACCUGCUGGCUGAUUGCCAUAUCUCUUGGAGCUCUGCCUAUUCUGGGCUGGAACUGCCUGGACAACCUCCCAGACUGCUCCAUAGUCCUCCCUCUCUACACCAAGAAAUAUGUAGCUUUCUGUAUCACAGUUUUCAUGCUUUUGCUCUUGGCCAUGUCAAUCCUUUACGCCCGCAUCUACAUCCUGGUUAAGUCCAGCAGCCGAAAGGUGAGCAAGCACAGCAACUCUGAGCAUGCCAUGUCCCUGCUGCGCACCGUCAUCAUUGUGGUUGGGGUCUUCAUCGCCUGCUGGACACCCAUCUUCGUCCUGCUUUUGGUGGAUGUGGCAUGUGGGCAACACUGCCCCAUCCUCUACAAGGCUGACUGGUUCAUUGCGGUGGCUGUGCUCAACUCUGCCAUGAACCCAAUAAUUUACACUCUGGCCAGUCGGGAGAUGAGACGGGCCUUCCUGGGUCUGGUGUGUGGCAUCUGCUACAGGGGGAAGGCUUCCGUAAAUGGCAGCGGGAACAGGCAGUCUCUGGAGCCCAGCCGCAGCAGGAGCAAGUCGUGGAGCAGCCAAAACAACCCCAACCAGAACCAGCAGGGCUCCAGGCAGACGGAGUCAGAGAAGGAGCAGGAGCAGGACGUGUCCCAUGGCGAGGUCUCAGUGGUGGCAGGAGGGGCCGCCCAGGCUGUUGUCAAGAGUGACAGGAAAAACUGAAAGAAGGGAUCAAGCAAUCCACUGUAUGAAGGUGAGGGUAGUCUUAAUACUCUAUAUGCUCACGGGCCUGUGCAGUGGUCACAGUGGACAGAAAUGAUGAAAAGGAAUGUGUGUUUUGACUGAUCUAGAACAAAGGAUUUCUUGAAUGAGGCCUGGCUGCAGGACAGCAGUUUCUCCCUUGUGCUUUAAUCUUGAUAUAUCUGCAUCAUCCUUAACAGGAAGGCUCAUUAAAAUGUCAAAUUUCAUCACUGUUGCACAAGAACCAUGUAUUUCCAAAUGUAGUUGUGAAAAACUGCAUUGUCACAAAGCUUAAAACAACACACUGCGCUCGUGAAGAGCUGAUGUUUUAAAGAUACAUGUUUUUUGCAGGACAAUGAUGAUUAAUGAUUGAUGCGAAUGAAUGGUGCUCUUACCCUUGACAGAAAAAAGAACGUUUACCUCUGUGGUUACAGAUGUGACCAUCUAAGACAGAUAAGAAAUGAAAAAACACCUGCAACUAAUAAAAAAGUGCAAUUAUAGUGCUGCAAAAACAAUGUAAUGAAGAAUGAUUGUAGACAGUUAUAAGUGUAAUGAUAAACAGUUGAAGUUAUUUAUUAUUCUAUGCAGUCUAUUCUGUAACUUUUGUAUUCACUCAGUAAUAAUACAGAAGACUGUGUAGCUGUAAUGAAAACUGCAGUGUAAAUAGUGUAUUUGAGAUUUUAAAAAAAAAACACACUUUGAAGAGUCAGACAUGCUACCCUUGUCAUUACAUCAGUAGCAUCAUGUUCAAAAUGCAUGUGUUACCACUGCACAGAGAAUUAAUAUAUCUGAUGUGGUUCAUGUUACAGCAUUAGUUUUUACCCAUACAAGGGCUCCAUCUGCUGGUUUAUAAUGGUAGUGCUGAACAGAUAUUUUCACAAUAUGCUGCAUGUUCAAUACAGAAUAUCCUCAAUCCUCAUCUUUAAGUGAGAAAUUUUUAAAUGUUAUGAGUGCGUCUUUGUAUGUUUUUAUCUGGUGUUUUUGAUCUGAUUGAAGUUUUGCAUCAAUUUUAAAAGCAUGUAGCUGGUAAACUGAAGAAACAAGCAUGUGAAUGCUGCAUGUGAUUUAGUAGUAGUUAACUAGGUGCAGCUGUUUAUAUGAAGCAAAUAUAUUAGCUUUGACACAAUGAAGUAAACAAAAAGUAAAAAAUACUGUGUAAGGAUGAUUCACCUUGAUCGCCUCAUUUGGCCAGUAGAGAGCACACUUCUGCCUUAUUUUAUGUGUAGUGCCUUCCUCAUACCCCUGAGAAAAUGACUAAAAGGGCUGGUUCACCAAAAUUACAAAUAAACACAUUCUUCAGUUAUUUCUAAUGGUAUCUAGUCAUGCACAUAGUUUUCAUUUUGCAUGUCAAGGUUUGGCAACAUCCUGAUUUCUGCUGCCACUACAAUACAUCUGAGGGGAACCGAACUGCGUUUGUGGUGCACACAGCAUUAAAAUGAUAUUUGGAAAAUUGAACAGCAACAUCUGUUUCCAGAAACAGCAGCCCUGUUACUAGGGAUAAUUCACAUACCUCACUGUGAACAGUUUUCAUGGGAACUUUUUGUUCUGUGGAUUAUCCACAAUAACAAGGGCACUGUUUAUGGAUGUACUAAAUCUUGUUUUCAGUGCUUUCAGUACCAAAAACAAAUCUGGACAAACUAAACUAGAUACCGUGGAAGCAAGAGAAGAAAAUUUGGAUGAACCAACCCUUUAAGAUUUUAGACCAAAUAGUGGUGACUGUCUAAAUGCUGCAUCUACCAUAAAAUGAAAUGUGUUAUUAGUUAUUAUAGAACAUAACAAAGAGAUUCUACACAUUCACGGUUUUAUUGCCAACAGUCAUACAGAAUAAUGAUAAACCAUACAACCAAAAGAUUAAAUCUGUAAACAUCA
Molecule: messenger RNA, 3407 nt
Organism: Lates calcarifer (barramundi perch)
Lineage: Eukaryota; Metazoa; Chordata; Actinopteri; Centropomidae
Product: sphingosine 1-phosphate receptor 3
Exons: 2
Coding region: 375-1520 (381 amino acids)
Biological process (GO): G protein-coupled receptor signaling pathway
Cellular component (GO): membrane
Molecular function (GO): sphingosine-1-phosphate receptor activity
Source: RefSeq, a predicted model, not a curated record